Messenger RNA from Pterocles gutturalis (yellow-throated sandgrouse), 922 nucleotides. It is a transcript of the gene SNX3, whose product is annotated as sorting nexin 3. Gene Ontology annotation, molecular function: phosphatidylinositol-3-phosphate binding. The annotation marks the transcript as partial. NCBI's taxonomy places the organism in Eukaryota, Metazoa, Chordata, Aves, Pterocliformes, Pteroclidae. The transcript is spliced from 3 exons. The record is from RefSeq and is a predicted model, not a curated record. Gene Ontology annotation, cellular component: early endosome membrane; retromer complex. Gene Ontology annotation, biological process: late endosome to Golgi transport; endocytic recycling.
ACGAAUCUGCCUAUUUUCAAGUUGAAAGAAUCUACAGUCAGAAGAAGAUACAGUGACUUUGAAUGGCUAAGGAACGAACUAGAAAGAGAAAGCAAGGUUGUGGUACCACCUCUACCAGGAAAAGCUCUUCUCCGUCAGCUCCCCUUCCGAGGAGAUGAUGGCAUAUUUGAUGAUUCAUUUAUAGAGGAAAGGAAACAGGCUCUUGAACAAUUCAUAAACAAGGUUGCAGGCCACCCACUGGCACAGAAUGAGCGCUGUCUUCACAUGUUCUUACAAGAUGAAGUAAUAGACAAAAACUAUACGCCAUCCAAAAUAAGACAUACUUGAGUUCUGAAACCAUCUUCUCAAAUGUUAGUGGUUCUUAUGCUUGGUUUUAAGAGGUUGCAGUUUGUCUUAGCAUGCUGAGGAUAAACAGGCACAAAGUCUCCACUAACAUCAGUACACUGCUUGGUCUUUGCAUAUGCUUUAUAGCAUAAAAGAACUCACUUGUCUUCUAGCUAAGUCCCUCUGAAUCCUUGAUUUAAGAGUAUUGUCCUACGAGACCAUCCACCCCUUGCAAUGUCUCACAAACCUUUCCACUCUUAUUUGCAAUGACUUAACAAUGUUUACUGACUUGGCCUUACUUGAACUUGCACAGUUGUAGUGUCACGUAUUCACUUGUAUUUUACUGAACUGCUAUGCUGUUUCUGAGGUAGUAAUCUGUCUGAACUUCUGUAGAAAGACUGCUUUAUUUCUGAUACAUUGUGUGAGAAACACUUAUGCAAUUGUCUUCAAGCUUGUAAAACACUUUAUACUGAAGUAAUGAGGGAAUUAUCUUUAUAUUCUGUAAGAGGAAAAAAAAAUCAAAUUUAUAUACUAAAGUAACUUGUCUAAAGUUUUGAAAUAAAAGUGAAAAUGCACUUCAAAUGUUUUGUCACUCUUG